AUGCCAGUUACAAGGUCCACCGGGAGGCGGGCGGAAUCAGCGUCUGUUACAGCAACCUCGGCGACAGCGACUUCGGCGACAGCGACGUCCGCUACAGCGACGUCGGCGACCGUCACCGGAACAACUGAAGCAACCGAAGAAACAAUCGCCGAGAGCACAGCGACACACACCGCUACGCUUCGGGAAGCCGCGCCUUGCACCGCUGCGGAGGAGCGACCUGCCGCCGCAACGGAACAAUCGACGCAAGAGCGAGCCCGAAGCAAAACAGCGUCGUCAACUAAACACGCUUCAAGGGCACGCCGCCUGGCACAGGCCAGGGCUGAACUCACCGCACUGAAAAUAGAGCUAGCGGCCGCCAAGCUAGCUGAAAUCGAGGCGGAGGAUAGCGAGGACGACCUCGAAUCCGUCAUAACGGAGGCCGGACAAGAUUGCCGAGUACAUAGCUGGGUUCAAACUAGCCAAUUACUCGCGAUCGAGAGCCGACCGACCGAUGUUGCGACGGGAAAGCAAGCCCCUAUACAGUCAUCGGACCCAGUGAUCGCUGCCGUAUCAUGGGACAACCCGGCGACUGUACCGGCGGGAGCCAUGAACCCGACUGCGCAGCCUGAAGUGCCAACGAUUGAAGCCGCAUCGUGGCAACGAACUCAACAAGCUACGCAGCCGCCGCCUGUAAUCGCCGCACGGAGCGACGAACACCGCGCUACGAAGCAACCGCCGCCCGUCGUAGCAGCCUGGCUACGAGACAACUCAGCUUCGCAGCAACCGCAAUCAACGCCGAACCCGCAACAAGUGCAAGACGGCGCGUUGGUCGCAUCGCGACCGAGGACGGAGUAUCAAGAACUCGCGUCCGCCAUAACACAAGCUGUGCAAGCCGCACAGCAUAGGCAACCUUUAAGGUACACAGAGUUGCCUACGUUCAACGGUGAUCAUCACGAUUGGCUCACAUAUAGAGCGGCCUACAUAGAGUCCAUGAGCCACUUCACGACGUUGGAAAACAUGUCCCGGCUACGCCGUAGCCUCCGGGGCAUCGCCAAGGAAGCAGUACAGGGACUGCUUAUAACCAACGCCGACCCGAACACCGUGUUAAAGAGUCUGGAAACGAACAAACAACACACAUGCAAGCCGAAGAAAUGCGACAUCAACGGGUGCAGUAUCUACAUCACCGCUUGCUGCACUCGGAGCGAAAAAACAAGAUCACCGACGCACCCGGCGAAGCAGUGA
Molecule: messenger RNA, 1221 nt
Organism: Manduca sexta (tobacco hornworm)
Lineage: Eukaryota; Metazoa; Arthropoda; Insecta; Lepidoptera; Sphingidae
Product: pneumococcal serine-rich repeat protein-like
Exons: 3
Coding region: 1-1221 (406 amino acids)
Source: RefSeq, a predicted model, not a curated record